UAUGAGAAAAUGACACCAGUGAAAUGGACAUUAUGGUGGUCCAACAUUUCUUGCAGAUUUUGUUUUUUAUUUUUAUUAUGCUAUUGCUUUCUGAACAACGUAUGAACUUUGCUCUUGCAGCUGGUAACCUGUAUCAUUUGAUAGUUGAGGCAUGCAUUGCCAGAAAUCUGCUGGACACUUCUGCUUAUUUCUGGCCCGGCUACGUGAAUGGACGCAUGAACCAGUUACCGCACAGUAUGCCAACUCAAGUGCCUGGUUGGUCAUCAUUUAUGAAGGGAGCCCCAUUGACUCAAGCAAUGAUUAAUGCUUUGGUUUCUGCUCCUGCUUCAAGUUUAGCAGAGAUGGAGAAGAUUUUCGAGAUGGCGGUCAAAGGAGCAGACGAUGAGAAGAUAGCUGCUGCCACCAUUCUUUGUGGAGCCUCACUAAUUCAUGGUUGGAAUAUCCAGGAACAUACUGUUAAUUUCAUAACCAGGUUAUUGUCUCCUCCAGUUCCUACUGACUACUCUGGUAAAGAUAGCCAUUUGAUAGGCUAUGCCCCAACGUUAAAUGUCUUACUCGUUGGAAUAGCACCAGUGGACUGUGUUCAGAUUUUCUCCCUUCACGGCAUGGUCCCGCAACUUGCUGCUUCAUUAAUGACAAUUUGUGAGGUAUUUGGUUCAUGUGCUCCUAAUAUCUCAUGGACGCUGACAACAGGAGAGGACAUCUCAGUGCAUGCUGUGUUCUCAAAUGCCUUUGCUCUACUACUAAAGUUAUGGAGGUUCAACCAUCCACCUAUUGAAUAUAGAGUCGGAGAUGUGCCCCCUGUGGGAUGCCAACUAACUCCUGAAUACCUCCUACUAAUGAGGAAUUCCCAUCUUGUGUCUUCCGGAGACAUGCUAAAGGAUCCAAAUAGAAGGAGGCUUGCAGCUGUUGCAAGUUCAUCUUCUCCUAAUCCUAUAUUUGUGGACUCAUUUCCAAAAUUGAGAGUUUGGUAUAGGCAACAUUUGGCAUGUAUAGCUUCAACUUUGUCAGGUCUUGUAAAUGGGACUCUUGUCUGUCAAACUGUUGAUCUUUUACUCAAUAUGAUGUUCAAAAAGAUUAACGGGGGAAGUCAGAGUUUGAUCUCCAUAACAUCUGGAAGUAGCAGUUCUUCUGGAACUGGAAGUGAGGAUACUUCUCCAAGGCCUAAGUUACCUGCUUGGGACAUCCUCGAAGCCGUUCCUUUCGUGGUUGAUGCUGCUCUCACAGCAUGUGCUCAUGGAAGACUUUCUCCCCGAGAACUGUGCACAGGACUUAAAGAUUUGGCUGAUUUUCUUCCUGCAUCGCUAGCAACCAUUGUAAGCUACUUCUCAGCUGAGGUCACUCGUGGUGUUUGGAAACCAGUUUUUAUGAAUGGCACUGAUUGGCCAAGUCCUGCUGCUAAUCUCUCCAAUGUUGAGGAACAGAUCAAGAAAAUUCUAGCAGCCACUGGUGUAGAUGUCCCAAGCCUUGCUGCAGGCGGCAGCUCGCCGGCAAUCCUUCCACUUCCAUUGGCUGCAUUUGUCAGCCUUACUAUAACGUAUAAACUCGAUAAAGCGUCCCAGCGUUUUCUCAAUCUGGCAGGCCCCGCUCUGGAGUCACUUGCAGCUGGCUGCCCUUGGCCAUGCAUGCCAAUUGUGGCUUCUUUGUGGACCCAGAAGGCAAAACGGUGGAGUGACUUCCUUGUGUUUUCUGCAUCUCGAACUGUCUUUCUCAACAACAACCAUGCAGUCAUUCAGCUUCUCAAAAGUUGCUUCAUGACCACCCUUGGUUUGAACUCUUCCUCCAUAUCAAGCAAUGGUGGUAUUGGUGCACUUCUUGGACACGGAUUUGGAUCACAUUUCUAUGGUGGUAUUUCUCCGGUUGCCCCAGGUAUUCUGUAUCUACGAGUUUACAGAUCCAUCAGAGACAUCAUGUUCUUGAGAGAAGAGAUUGUUUCUCUUCUGAUACAAUCUAUAAGUGAUAUAGCACACAGUGAGCUUCCAAGACAAAGGUUGGGCAAACUGAAGAAAUCCAAAAAUGGAAAGAAAUUUGGAAAUGUUUCACUUGCUAAAACAAUGACAAGGGUGAAAUUAGCUGCCUUGCUUGGGGCUUCUUUAUUAUGGUUAUCUGGUGGCUCAGGGCUGGUGCAGUCAUUAAUAAAAGAGACUCUUCCCUCUUGGUUCUUGUCUGUUCACAGCUCCAAUCAAGGAGGUGAGGGUGGUCUAGUUCCGAUGCUCAAGGGGUAUGCACUGGCAUACUUUGCAGUACUCUGUGGAGCUUUCGCGAGUGGCGUCGACUCGUUAUCCAUGGCAUCAAAGCGACGUCCAAAAAUCAUUGGGCGUCACGUGGAAUUCAUAGCCAGUGUCUUGGAUGGCAAAAUAUCACUUGGUUGUGAUCCAGCUACUUGGCAUGCCUACGUGUCGGGAUUUGUGAGCCUGAUGGUUGGUUGUACACCAACUUGGGUGUUUGAAGUAGAUGCUGAGUUGUUAAAGAGGCUCAGUAAAGGCUUGAGACAAUGGCAUGAGGAGGACCUUGCUCUUGCUUUGCUUAGCAUUGGUGGUGUUGGUACAAUGGGAUCAGCUGCAGAAUUGAUCAUGGAGGUUUCAUCAUAGUAUUUCUUCUUACCAUAAGAAAUUUUGUAGGUAGAUUGUUAUUGGUAGUUUAAACUUAGUGUUCAACCAAGGAACCUUGUGUACAGUUUAAAGGUGUAACCCUACUUUAUGUGCUUUUUAGGCUGUUUGUUGAUGGGAGGGAAAUCAUGUACAUUUGGUGUGAAAAUAUAUCUUUUAGGUUCGAAUUACUAAAGAUUAUCUCUAUGUGAUAAACAAGAUUGAACCAACUUUUGUCUUUUGAGGUGAUAUUGAAGGCACAGGAUCCUCUAUUA
Molecule: messenger RNA, 2863 nt
Organism: Nicotiana tabacum (common tobacco)
Lineage: Eukaryota; Viridiplantae; Streptophyta; Magnoliopsida; Solanales; Solanaceae
Source: RefSeq, a predicted model, not a curated record